Athalia rosae (coleseed sawfly) is the source of this 10940-nucleotide messenger RNA. Its product is annotated as centrosome-associated protein 350-like. The record is from RefSeq and is a predicted model, not a curated record. Gene Ontology annotation, biological process: microtubule anchoring. The transcript has 14 exons. Gene Ontology annotation, molecular function: microtubule binding. Gene Ontology annotation, cellular component: centrosome. Bases 219 to 9389 code for a protein of 3056 amino acids. NCBI's taxonomy places the organism in Eukaryota, Metazoa, Arthropoda, Insecta, Hymenoptera, Athaliidae.
UAAACCUGUUACUCGAGAUAUUUUAACAGUUAUAUUUCACCUUAAACGUGAAGGUGCAUACCUUAUUCAAUUCUGUGUCGUACCAUAGGUUAUAAGUGAAUUCGUUGGUUUACCGUAUUUUCAUACAGGACCUGUUAAUUUGGAUGCGAAUAUUUCAGUAAUUAUUGCAGACUGGGUAGAUAUCGAAUAUGCUAAAUAUCUAAACAAGCAAUGAGAAUAUGAAGAGCAAUAUCAAUAAAGAAGAGACAGAAACAAAAAAAAAAUAUGUAUUCUUCUCUGAUCCAGAUGUCAUUGUCCGUCGUGCAGAGUCUACAGCAGCUACAUCGCAGGCACUCCAGAAUUUUAAGAUUUUUAACGAACAAUAUCGUGCUUGUCCUGAACUAAAUCAGUUCAAACCAGAAAGUUCUACAAAUCCACAGACAAAAUCUGAUAUUAAAGGCUUGGAAACUCUGCUUUCCUACCAUCCUGUUCAGCCAUAUCCGUUCACAUUUAUUACAGCAGUUAAACGAAAGCUUGCGCUUAACAUGCAUGACGAGGCAUGCAAAAGAGCUUAUGAACCUGAUAAACUGGAUAAGUCACAUAGCGAUGUUGACAUAAGUAAAACGAUUACAGAUUUUAAACGAAACAUUAAUCAAGCGGCACAGAAAAUGGAUUUCAUCAGGCCACUCAAAGUUCCAGACCUGAAAAUUUCCCCAAAGACAUUAGAUUAUUCAAUUAAAGAUGGUUUUACAGCAAAAGAUUUUGUCCAGCCUCUAGGAGGCAUGAGCGCCAAGAAAUUUGAUGCCCAUGCAUUAGAUGAUGUAUCGCUUGGCAGUAAUAAAUCUCCUAAAAAUGGUGAAAAGGCACAUCGCAAAUUAGAUUUCAGUUUACUUGAGGGAUCUCCAAUAAAAAAUUGUGAAAACAUAGAACCACUUAAAGUCCCAGAGUUGUCUAUUAGCUCUAGUCUCAGUAAAAAAAAAGAACACGCUAGAGAUAGCUCUAGAGAAAAAGAAAAUCGAUCAAAAAGGAUUAAGAAAGAUGAUUCGAGCCUCCUAAGGAAAGAUGAUAUCUUAAAAGAUACCCCAAGGAGAUCAAAAACGUCAAAACACGUUUCCAGGAAAGACAUUGAGGAAGAACCAGAUUCGAUGUUCGAAAUGUUUAAAGCUGAAAAUUUUCUAAGUAGUGUGCCUAGGGAGAGUGAUUUUGGAUUGAAAAAACCUAAGAGUAAGAAUUUUCUAACUUCUACUGCAAAAAAAAAUGAAGACAAAAAGCACAGAUCUGCUAGCAUGCAGUCAGUUAGGUCAGUCCGUGAACGUUCUUCAGAAAGUAAGAACAGAAAUUACGACACUGAUUCGAAUUCUGAGAAAAAUAUAAAAUCACACGAUAGAAUCACUAUAAGAGAUAGUUCCAGAGGUAAGCUCAGUGACAAUGAUGAACAUUUGCAUAAAGUGACUACUCAGGACUUCAAUAGCUCGAGGCAAUGUAAUGAUCACAAGUACAAGAAUCCAGAGCCAUUGAGUUUGAAGCAGCAAAAACAUUCAAGCAAGCUAGUAUCUCCAGGGCAAACCAAGCAGUUUGAAAAUUAUUCCAAGAUCCAGAUGAAAAAGUCUUACGAGAAACAGAGACCUGCUAACAGUGAAUCGGAUGCAAAAGAUAUAAUUUUGUCUGAUACUUCAGAUGAUAAUAAAGCUCCAUCUGGAUCACUCACAAGUUUAAAAGAUGCAGGGUACUCAUGUAGAAUAGAUGUGACAAGUAAGAGCGAUGAUUCAUUACGAAAUGAAACAUUAUCACAGCAAUCAAAAAGCAACCAGUUGACGCGUGAAUCUGACCAGCCUUCUCGUACCACAAGUCGAAUAGAAAAAGUUUAUGAAAAUUCAGAAGAGAUAAUCUGUACCGAAAAAUUACCAUGCCAAAGUACGAAUACUGACUCUCAAACAGUUGACGGUACAGUUAGUGAAGCCUUAAACAAAUCAAAUUCUGGAUACGAAAAUUCGCUAUCUAAGUCAUCCUCAGGGAUUUUGUUGGACCCAGUAAGAAUUUCGUUUCGUGAUGAAAGUCUUGAAGAGCAAAAUGAAUUUUGUGAUUUAGUAACACCAGAUAUCAAUUUGCUUCCUCGAUCCAAGAGGAGAAAAAAUGUAGUAAAAGAACAAGAUAGUGAAACUGAAUUACGGAGUCCUAAACACAAACCCUUGGCUAAUAACACUCAAUCAAAAGAUGUUGGCAUUCAAUUGUUUCACCCAACCGCAUUGCACAUGCAAUUUCAAGCGGAAUUACACUUGUUAGAUUCAUUCAAUGAAUCGCUGAGACAAGUCAUGGAUGUUGAAAAUUGUUUAUAUAAUGCUACACAAGACAAAGAACAAGAAUUUUCACUUAGACAAAAAGAAAACCAAAUCAGACGAAAAAACUUGCUGCUUUUGCAACGGGACCGGGAAAAAAUACAGAGUGAUCACAAUAUACCAGAAACGUUGAAAAAAAAUGAUUUUUCGACGUAUCCUACAACAUCUGAGGGUAAAGGGGAAAAUAAUUCGAAGGAAGCAAAUCAUGAAGUAAUGAAUACUGGUAAUGAGAACCCAAGUGUAGAACCGGCUGGUGUACUGGAUUGUGUAAAACAGUCCCAAGACACAAUAGGAGGUGCUGAUUAUGCCUUGAGAAAACAUAAUCGUCUUCCUGUGAGUGUGAUAGAAGUCCAAACUCAAACUGCAAAUGAUAUUGCAACGCAAACGGAAGCUCCCAGAGUUAGACGGCGACAUACUUCACCAGGCAGACAAAUACCUGGUAUCACUUAUCAGAGAGGUUCUGCAGCUAUAGAAGAGAUACCACAAUUAUCUUUGGAAUCCUUUGAUCAGUUUGAAGAAUGUGACCAAAUAGAGAAUAUCUCUUUACCUAGUAGAAUGCACACAAUGUCUGAGAUAAGUUUACACGAAACAACAUCGUCAAUUAGGACAGAAACUGGUACAGAAAUAAGUAUCUCAAGGAGAGAUGUUACUUGUUCUUUUAAUAAAUAUCUAGAUUCAGAGUUGGCUCAAUUAAUAAAAGAUGAGAAGGAGAGGUAUGAUGAAAUUGAAAUGCUUUUUAAAUCACGUGAAAAGACUUUGAAUGAUCGCACAAAAAAGUUAGUCAAGUUGGAAGAACAGAAACGUGCUUUACGUGACAUGGGUCAGGAUAGUCGAAUCAGUUCUGUAAAGAAAAAACAGCGAGCCUUGCUUCUAAAAUUGCAACAGGAAAAAGAUGAAAUGACUAGAUUGAAGGAACUGCACAAAAAAGCUAGCCAAGAACGUAAACUUAUGCUUCAAAAGCAAAGAAAUAUGUUGAAUCCUCAAAUGUCCACGAAAAAUAUUCUUACUAAAUUAAAGAGGAGUGCAGAUAGUCAAUCUCCGCGACGUUUGUCUGGCCCUAUGAAAGGGUAUGAUAUCAGAAGUCCAAGUUCUAUGAGCUCACUCGUAGAUUCAGAUAAAUCGCAACUAGAUCGUUCUCAUUUGGAAACAAAAGUUCAGAUACCUGAUGUUAGAGUUCAUAAAUCUGAAGGAAGAAUGAUAAAGUCCGAUAAUAAUAGCGCUGUGCAGGAGAGACAUGAUGCUAAGUCGUUGAUGAAUGAUCAAUUUGAUAACCUGACUGAGCAUUCUGACCUUUCGUUAAUGGAUUCAAAGAUGUCACCAGACUCACAGAAAUUAAUCAUGAAACAACUUACUGCUCAGAAGUUAGAUGGAAAGUCUAGAUAUGAGGCCAAAUCGUGUAAAUACAAAGAGGCCAUGCCGACAAUAGACAAUCUCCAUCAUAAAUCUCAUGUGACUCAUCUUGAAUCAAACACACUUACCAAAAAGCUUCCAAAGAGCUCAGACGCUUCGAUCGGCCCAGAAAAAUUAAAGUUCAAGGAGAUUCAGCUGAAACCAGCUUUGGACGACCCUGAUAAAUCAAUAUCAGAAAAUAUUAGAUCUGAGACUGACACAUUGGUUGAUGAUAUUUCCAAGAAAUCCAAAUCCUCUCAGGCAACUGAGAUAAAUUUUGGAAGUUCAAAGCCAAAGAGGGAAAAAGAGUAUUUGAAUGAGAAAAAUAUACCUGAUCUAGAAGAUUUGGAUAGUGGUGAAUCUGACUCCAUCGCAGAAGAACUUAGUUCUAGGAAAUCCAAGUCCUCACAGGUGAUUGAAGAUAUAUCUGAGAUGACUUCUAAAACUUCGAGUAAGAAUCAAUACACAUCUAUGACAAAUAAGGAAAUCUCUAAAAAAUCCCAAAGCAGCUCUAAGAACUCUAAGUCUAGUUCAAAACGUAAGGGGUCCAGAAGUAUUAAAUCAAAAUCUUCAUCAGAUAUUCUAUCUGAAAAUAUUCUACGAUCUAAGUCGAGUUCCCAAAUCCCAGAGGAAAUUGUGAAAUACCAUAGUAAACGAUCAAAAAUUGAAAGAGAUGAUACACCACUUGAGGGUAAUCAUCAAAGUUGUAUGAUGGAUGAUAUUGAUGUGAAUGAAAGUCAAAGCUCUUUGGAUGCAUUAGUGAAGCACUCGAGGGCUGUGAAGGAAAAGAACUACCAGUUACUUAAAAAUAUAGCAAACGAACAUGAGGCCAAAGAGAACAUGUCUAGAAAAGAGCUAGAUAAAUUACGAAGUGUUUCUGGUAGACAAGACGGAAAUUUGAAAAAUGUGGGAAAUAUGUCAACCAGGUCACAAGUCAGCACGCUUACCAUCUCACAUCACAGUUCAGGAGAGAGCGAAAAAAGUUAUUCCAGAUCUGUAGUAAUUCGAGCGCAAGACCACCACUUCAGAACUUCUAAGAAACUUGAACAAAUCUUGAAUGCCAGAGAGGCUGCUCUUGCAUCGCGCAGAAAUUGUGUCGAAGAGUGGAUUGCAUGGCAUUCUCGACUUCGUGCAGAAGAAAGUCGUGUUGCUCGCAUGGAGGAAGCUGCGUUCAAGCUUGUCAGUGCAGCUUCCAAUGCUCUUUCAUAUCACGAUACAACGGUAUCAUCGGAUACGAGUGAUGUAGAAAGUAGAAUUGAAGUAUUAGCUGAGAAACUGGCAGAACGAAGAACUGAGAUGGCUCGGUUGAAAAGGGAAGCUAAGCGGCAAGCCAAACAGAGGCUCAAAGCAUUGGAAGCUAAUCUGCUCAAUCAAAUCAAGAAAUAUGAUACAACCAUCCAUGAAAUGCGUAAAAAGUUGGAGAACAAACGUGGCGUAUUGAACGAUGGUUUGUCAGAGAAGCUUCCCAUUGAGUCAAAAUCUCUUACCGAUUUUAAAAUCCCAGAUAUUCCAAUAGAAAGAAUAAAGGAAAUUUGCAAGAACAGCGAUUUGUCAAAAUCCAGAUCAGAAUCCGAAUUGAGAAAUUUAAUAUCUGAUAACAGUCGGCGUAAGGAUCAGGACAAUGCCUACGGAAGUGAAAAUUCAGAACACGAAUAUUCGAGUUAUAGGAAAGCACUAAGAUCAACUGUGAGUGAUAUCAUAGAUCCAUCUGAGGUUUCAGUUUCUGAUAGAAAAGCCACGACUCAGAGUAUUCAAUCAAUUUUCGAAGAUGUUAAAAGUACCGCAUCGAGAGCAUCGGACUUCAUUUCCGAAAAUAUUGAAAGUGGAAUAAUAUCUGAACGUAUUGAAGAUAAUAGCCGUUUAAUAACUGCGAGAUCGUCGUCAGAUAAAUCAGGAGAUGAAAGUUCUAAUAUUAGUGCAAAGAUUGAAUCCGAUUCGAAAUAUAAUGAGACCGAGUAUUCGCGUUCGGCGAAAAUACACCAUACGGAAGUUGCUCAACAUGAGACGCGAGGCACGGAUAAUGAUCAGGGUACACCAAUUGAACAAGUCAAGGAUUCCGAAGGAAGUGUCGUGUCAGGGAAAUCAAGAAGAUCUUCAAAUCAAGAAACCAGCAGCAUUUCGGAAAGCAUACAAGAAGUUGAUUCCGUGCGAGAGGGUGAGUCCGAAUCAAUUAAAUCAAAUUCUGAAAUCGAGCAUUCAAAGAGCUAUGAUGUUUCAAUCGCGAAGUCAGUGCCGAUAUCCAUUUCUUCUGAAAAAAUAGUCGAAGCUAUUUCCAUAGCUACUGCCGGUGAUAUCGUGUCUACAACCGAAGGGUCUGCCGCGAUCAGUCAAAUGAAUGUUGAUAAUUCGGUGCAAAAAUCGCAAUCCAUGUCGAAUAAAUUAAGUUUUUUGGAGCUGGGGGAUAAAAAUUUGAACCAUGACAUAAGCACGCUUGAGAAUGAUUUGAAAACACUUUCCGAAAUGAUGUCACAAUUCAGUAAAAAAUCGGACAGUAAAUUAAAACCUGAAAUUAUUCACGAGAACGAGGGUAGGGCAACAGAUAUUACUGGCGACUCUGAAAAAGGUACUUCCGCAGACAUUACGGACUUAGAUAAUCCGCAAUCUGAUCUAAAUACUAGCGCGAAUGAUUCUAAGACCAACAAGUCGCCAGAGCUGUCUGAGUCAGAUAUCGUUUGUCAAGAUAAGGAUGAGCUUGGGGGAUCGAUCAUUGCAAAUAACAACGCUACGUAUAUUGUAGAGGAACAAUGUAACGAUUCAGAAAUCAAUGAUAAAGACUUGACCGCGCAAGUGACCGAAAUAAUGUUGAAAAUAAUGCCCGAGAACUCAACAUCACCAAAAUCGGUUGACAAAGAAAUCGAUUUCAAAGCAAGAAGUAGAGAAAUUCUGAAUGAAAUUGAGAAAUCGAUCAUAUCUGAACACGUUAAAUCUCCCGAACUGGCAGAUAUGAGCACAAAACUCAUGGAGGAAAAUAUAUCCUCUCUAGAAAAUAAAAACGAGGAAGUGAUCGACUAUCUAAAUUCUUUAGAACAUGACAUUAUGUCUAUCGCGGAAAUAAUUUCUCACGCGUCUGACGCGAAGAAAGAUAUUCGGAAGAUUACAAGUAUAGGUACAGAUCAUCUGUUCGAUGAAAAUAUCGUUGAACCGCCUUCCAUUUCGGAUGCAUCGAAACUCGAGCAGUCUGAUAGGAAAUCGCAGACUGACGAGGAAGAUAGCCACGGUAAACAGAUUUUAAAUAUACCUCUUGGACCCGAAGCAAACGAAGAAGAAGAGGAAUAUUUACAGAGUUUAAAUUCAAUUUCGGAUCGUCGGAAUUCCCAUAAUGUGGCGAAACAUUUGGAGCAAACUGACGCUAUGUUCGAAACAAUCAAAGAUCCGGAAUACGAAGACAUAUCCGAAGAAAGUUUGGAGGUCUCGGAAAUUAUGGAUAAAUCUGAAUCGCAUCGUUCCGAUCGACAGGGACUCGAAAAGACUCACAGACUUCCCGAAAAGUAUGAGAUCAAACAAAAAUCUGAAGAUGUACUCCGAAUUUUGGACGAGAUUACUCAGAAAUCAAACAACGGCCUGCAGAGAUCUCAACACUUUUCUCUCACCCCUGACAAUCACGGUAAAAAGAUUGACGAACUGCUUCAAAGGUCCGGGAAGUUAUCGCAAAAUUUUGAAGCGAUGAAGAAAAAACCCAUUCAAGCGAAUACGGUAUCUGAUCUGCCGAUUGUUAAUGCCGUUUCUCGAGCAGAAUUGAUUUCCAAACACCAAGAAAUUAUUGCGAUCGAUCAGGAAAAUAAUUCAUCGAAAAAAUCAACCGUACCACCAAGCAAGAUUGAAAAUAUAUUACGUGAUUUUGGCGUACCCGAUUCUAGCGGAAAACCAGAUGCAUCGAGCGAUCCGAAUUCAAUUGCUCAUCGCAUAACACCAAUUGUCGAAGCCACCGAAUCAGCAUCUGAUACAAAUAUCAGUGCUGCUAAAUUAGACGAUCGUUCAACAGUUGAGAAAUCUCUGAAAGAAACCUAUACGGAAUCAGAGGUAGGCAGGUCGUCACAAAAGUCUGAGGCCUCGUCCGAUAAAAGUUCAGGAGAAGUUUCCGAAGAAAUUUCACAGGAUGACAAAAUAGGAGAAAUAUCGGAAUCUGAUAUAAUAAACAUGAUAUUGGAUUAUCAAGAAGUUGGAUGUGUAAUAAAAGAAACUUCUGAUCCCGAAAUUAAUAAUGUCACUUCAAAAUCUGAGGAAGAGUUGGAGAAACCUGAUUCCCACUCAUGCAACGUUGAUGUGAUCAUGCAUCAACCCCAGAGCACGAGUCCAACAUUGCGUUCCGAAGAAAAUUUAUCGAAACAGGAAAAUAAAGGAAAAAUUCAACUCACUGUCGAUGAAUCUACUGAUCCACCUAAUCUUGGGAGGCAGAGUGAUUCAAAAAUUCCGGACGAAUCGUCCGAGUUAAACUUGGAGCUGCAGCUUGACGACCGUCCAAUAAUCGGAUACCAAGAUGCGUCCCAAAAAGUUGACGAAAUGCACGAGCCCUCGCAAGAUCUUUCUGCCAUGUCGCAAAAUUCCGAGGACUCGUCAAACAAAACGAAUAUAGGAGAAAAAUCAGACUGUGCCUCGCAAAAAUCAGACGAGUCGCAAGCGUCGGAAAAAUCGGAAGACAUCUUACAGAAGUAUGAAGUCGAACUACCCUCCGAAUCCAGCGAGGAGGUGGACACCCCGAGAAGUGUAUCUGAGAUAGAGAUGGAUUCACCCAGAGAUCCGAAUGACUCUAGGCUCGAUAUUGAAAAUUUGGACGAUGAUUUGCUGGCUACAAAUAAUGAAUUGAGGACCGAGUUUCACGCCACCCCUGUCGUCGCUACUUCAGAGAAGGACAUCGAAGCAAUGAUCGACAAAUUAAAAGUGUCGCUAGAACAACCGGGAUUGGAUGUUGCGGAACUAGAGGCAAAACUACUUCGGAUUCAGCAACUGCAAAUUGAAUUAGAGAUAAAAAAAUUAGAAGCCGAAGAAGUUUCUUAUUAUGUUAGAGAAAUUCCCAAUAAACCACCUCCGCCGUACACACCUCCAAGUGGCGGAAGAUUAUCUGUUUCACAGACAUCACCGUCCCCCGUUCUUGCUGUGGUACCUACCAACGUUGAUGACUUGACAGCAUUUACUGAACGAGCGACACAUUUAAUUUAUCGUGCUAAACAGUCCGGAGAGGAUAUAAUAAACCUUGAACAUCCGAUAGAAAUAAUCGAAUUGAGCAAAGAUAAUAAUGAGACGACGAGAAGAGAUAGAAAAAUUUACAACACAUUUUUAUUCGACCUUUGCAAGGAAACUAUAUCGGAAGUAUAUCAAUCCGAAUACGAGAAACCAGGCCCGAGUUGGCUCAAACCAAAUGCCAAGACGAAGCCUGUGAUGAAAAUUCCGAAAACGGUCGAGGGACUCAAUGAUUACGUGAGCAAAGAAGUGGCAACUUUAUUCGGAUUCAAGACUAAGUUGCAGAGGGAAAAUCUGGUCAUGCGUUGGAGUAGAAAAAGACGCGAUCGCGUGGAUGAACUAUUGGCGAGAGAGGCCCAAGCGGAGGAGGACGAAUGGACAAAGUUCCAUCACGACGAACUGGCUGUGAAAAAUGAACUAACCACCGCGAUAUUGGAUUCGCUGAUACUGGAUGCUGCUAACGUAGUGAAAAUGGCUUACAUGAAAAAACGGAAAAUAAUAAGCUGAAAUUUACGCGGACGUUGUUUCGUUGAUUACGAACAACAAACGCAAUUAUAAUCAUGUAUCAUUGAGUUCAAGUAUUCAUUGCCAUGCCGGAUCAACCGAUUUGGAGAACUGUUUUAGUUGUGAAAAAUAUUCAUUGUUAAACCUUCGUUGUAUAAGUAUAAGGCACUAAUUUAGCUAAAAAUAAGAUAAUAUUUGUAUAGCGUGAUUUUUGUUUUUGUUUUUUUCUCUUUGUUUUAUACAUCUCAACUGCCAUUUACAAUUUGUCUCUACUAUAUUUGUUCGUUCGGUUUCUCGUUAUUUCUGAUAGUAUCGAUGUAUAGGCUGGUUCCUAUUCUCCGUAAUCCCAUAUCCCUUUAUACCCGUAGAAUGUUUCCCAAAAGUGAGCUUGUGAAAUACCAUGUAUUUAUAUUUGUAUAUUGACGGUUACGCAGCAUACGGAAAUUCUUGGGAUUCGAUGAAUAAACGAAUCGAAUAUUGACUGAUAACAGCUCACCGCAACGUGCUCGCGUUUAUCGGAAUUUGCAUAUAGGUGACUCGUGAAUAUACGAUAUUUAUAACAAAUAUACCUGCAUACCCUUAUAUAUCUGUUAAAUAAUUUGUUCACAGAUCUCGUACCUAAGCAACGUAAUAAGUUUUUCUGUUAUCUUGUAUUUUUCUUUCUGGUGUUAAAUACUUAUUUAUUUUGUUACGAACAUUUAAAACAAACAAGCAGACAAAUGUUAAUCGAGGCUCGACCUGCCAGGCUCAACUGUUUUAUGAAAUUAGGAAGAUAUCCGCGAAAGACUGAAAAGACUGGGGCCAUUUUAAUCAAAAUUACUGUCAAGAUUUCGAAUUUAUUAGUAUUAAAAUAUAAAAAUGUAUACGGUGUACUUCGUGCACCUACAAUACACAGGAUAACGCCAGGAUAAAUAAAUCCUCCUGAGAUAUCGACAACGAAUUAAUCAUUUAAGCACGUGGAGAUAAUCUGUUAGAAUGUAAUAUUGGAUCAUAAGUAGUCACCACGAGUAGCACAAAUACUUGCAGCAUUGUUAAUUAGUUUUCUCUUACCUUUGUGUUUACGGUUGUGAUGUAAAUAGUACAAUAAUAUGUGAUUCGCCAUGAUUUACACUGCACUUUAUAGGGCGAAAUAGUGGAACCGUUAGUUUUUUUCGCAAAUAUUUUCAAACAAAAUUUCCACAUAAUCCAUAAAAUCGAAGGGCUGCGCACCUCGCUGCACACCCAAAAAGAAUCUUACUGAUUGUGAACCGUUUUUCCGGACCCGCAACCGCCCUGUCUAGCUUACAAUUACCGACUGACUUUGCGUUUCAUCAUUAUUCGCAUUUAUGUAUUUAUCUAUAAGGUACGUGCGAAUCGUCGAGUGUGUCUCUUACUUAUAGCGAGUUCACCGCUAGACUAGUUUUAGGCUGUAUUCGUAUGCCACGUGCUCAUCACUAGGAUGUUCACGCACGCACACAUAUAUAUACAUACAAAUAUAUAUAAAUACGUAGUUGAAUAUGUACUUAAUUAAGUUCUGAUAUAUUUUAUAAUAAACUUUGUGAAAUAUAAAUUGAA